GGAAUGCGAAAGCGCGUUCCUUCUCUCAUGGAUCUCUCCCACUUGCGCCGGCCCACGGCCUUUGUUCCUUCAACACCUUCAUUCUCAAGUUUCCCGGCUCUUCUGCGUAUCGCGAUCGAAUCACAAGCUUCAAAAGAUCUUGCUUAAUAUCUUGACUCUUCCAUUUACCCUUCCACACAAGUCUACUAUGGCUCGGAAAUCUGGCGUGUCUCGCAAGUCGCGCGCCAGCGACAUUCAAGCUGGCGACCCUGUUCCCGUACGUGCAAAGCGACGAUAUCGCCCCGGCACAGUUGCCCUUCGAGAAAUUCGCCUCUACCAAGGUCACACCAAGUUGUUGAUGCUCAAGCUGCCUUUUGCGCGCCUUGUCCGAGAAAUCGCAUUGACAGUGCGACCAAGGGGAGAGGGGAUGCGGUGGCAGAGCCAGGCCAUCCAAGCGUUGCAAGAAGCUGCGGAGGCCUUCAUGGUUCACCUGUUCGAAGACACAAACCUCUGCGCCAUUCACGCCAAGAGAGUUACCAUCAUGCAAAAGGACAUCCAACUAGCGAGGCGGAUACGUGGUGUUUGGGGAGGACUUGGUUGACGACGGAAUGUGUGAUGCAAAAAACAGGAACGGGCUUGGCAUUUCGGUUGGUAUUUCGGAUGACAUUUCGAUUGGCAUUACAUUUGGCGUUUUAAGGCUAUAUACCUUGGUGCAGCUUGGUGUGGGUUUAUUGGGGAUGCUCCUGGCCCCAACAUUACCAGGAGCGGUACUGUCCAUCAGUGCUAUACAUAAUACAAAGAAAGCAACGAGCUUGAUACCUCUGAUGUAAAUGCGAGCUAGCGUGCGACAAAGAAGUGAGGUGCUAUUCAGACGUCAGCGACACCUCACUGAUAUCCAUUACAAG
Molecule: messenger RNA, 884 nt
Organism: Ilyonectria robusta
Lineage: Eukaryota; Fungi; Ascomycota; Sordariomycetes; Hypocreales; Nectriaceae
Product: histone-fold-containing protein
Exons: 3
Coding region: 188-580 (130 amino acids)
Cellular component (GO): nucleosome
Molecular function (GO): protein heterodimerization activity; DNA binding; structural constituent of chromatin
Source: RefSeq, a predicted model, not a curated record